AUGUUAGCACAUCAGUGUCAGCCUGGGUCAGUGGCUGCAGAAAAGGACGUGGAGGCUGACUCGGGGCCUCGUGGAGCCAGCAGGGAACGUCUGGGUGCAGAGGGGACACUCACCCAGGAAAAGGGUGGCCACUCAGUCCCAGCCCACCUCCUGGGAAACCCCUAUGCCUUUGGUCUCACCCCCGGUGCUGUCAUGCAGGAUUCACGUUUCCAGCCCCUCAAUCUGCCCAGACAGUUGCCUAAUGCCCCUGGUCCUGUACCAGAAGAGUACCUCCGUGGUUUCCGGCCCUAUGCCACGACUGAAGAUGCCCUCCGCAUGCCCUCUUUGCCCUUGGGCCUGGACCCUGCCACUGCAGCUGCUGCAGCUGCCUACUACCACCCCAGCUACCUGCCCCACCCUUCCUUCACGCCAUACAGGAUGGAUGACACAUUCUGCCUCUCUGCUUUGAGGUCACCUUUCUACUCGCUGCCAGCAGGGGGAGCUUUACCCCCCAUCCAUCCCUCCGCUGUUCACAUGCACCUACCAGGGGUCCGCUACCCUGGAGAUUUCACACACCCUUCACUGUCAGCAUUGCAGUCUGAGAGGCUUCAGCUGGAGGAUGAGCUGCGACAGAGAGAAAGGGAACGCGAACGAGAACGUGAGCGUGAAAAAGAGAGGGAGCGUGAGGUGGAGAGAGAGAAGGAGCGGGAGAGAGAGCGAGAGCGGGAGAGAGAUCGGGAGAGAGAGCGGGAGAAGGAGCUGGAGAGGGAGAGAGAGCGUGAGCGAGAGAGGGAGCGUGAGAGAGAGAGGGAGAAGGAGAGAGAAAGAGAGAAGGAGCUGGAGAGGCAGAAGGAGAGAGCACUGAGAGAGAAGGAGCUGCAGGCAUCCAAGGCCAUGGAGAGCCACUAUCUGGCCGAAUUCCAUGCCAUGAGGGGGCAGGAGGACCGAACCAAGCCUGAGAGACUCACCCCUAAUCGGGCUGAUAAAACCAAAGAGCCCGCCCCUCCAGCUCCCAAACCAGUCCCGCCAGGACUCCACUCUUCAAUGGUCCAAUCACAUCAUCCUGUCCCUGGUAUAAUCUCAGGCCACGGCCUCUACAUGGGGCCCGGCGCUGUUGGGCCGGGGCUCUCGGCCGCAAUGAUGGCUCAGAGGACCAAUGAGGAGGAGAGGUGGUUGGCGCGGCAACGCAAGCUGCGGCAGGAGAAAGAGGAUCGUCAGUACCAGGUGUCUGAAUUCCGCCAGCAGGUUCUGGAGCAGCACCUGGACUUGGGCCGGCCAGGUGACGCACCAGAUCACAGGGCAGAAUCACACAGAUCCAUACCAAAUCACCAUGAACCAGGAGGCCGUGACCUACACCCUCACUUAGGCGCCCCUCCACCCCUCAUCUCCCCCAAACCUCCUCAGCCACCACGAGAACAACACCCUCCGCCUCCCACAACCCUGUGGAACCCUGCAUCUCUUAUAGAUACAGCCUCAGAGUCCAGACGUAACCACGAGCCCUCAGGGAUGGGACACUACGAGCUCAGUCGGCUACCCCCAGGGCCCUCCAAAUAUGAGGAUGGACCACGACGGAGAGAAGGGGGAGCAAUGGAGAAGUAUCCCCCACUGAGAGGUCCUCCGGGCCUGCCAGAGCCCAGCACAUUCCUUGCUGAUCUGGAGAAAUCCACCCACUCCUUCCUCAGCCAGCAGAGGGCAUCACUAUCCCUGUCUAGCCAGUAUGAACUGGAGGGAGUUGUGAAAAGCAAUGCUGGACUAAAGAGUCUCCAGGGACACCCAGGGCACAGUAGACAUGGACAAGGGCUAGGAAUGAUUGCUGGGCCAGGGAUGGGACAGGUAGCCACACUGACAGUGGGUCCAGACACAAUGCUGAUCUAUGACGAGUUCCUGCAGCAGCAUCGAAGGCCCGUCAGCAAGCUGGAUCUGGAAGAGAAGAGGAGAAGGGAGGCCAAGGAGAAAGGUUACUACUAUGAGCUGGAUGACUCAUAUGAUGAGAGUGAUGAGGAGGAGGUGAGAGCUCAUCUCAGGAGAGUAGCAGAGCAGCCCCCUCUCAAAUUGGAUGACUCCACAGAGAAAUUGGACUUCCUGGGAGUGUUUGGCCUGACCACGGUGGGCCGGCGAGAUGAGCUGGUGCAGCAGAAGAGAAGGAAGAGGAGGAGGAUGCUCAGGGAGCGCAGCCCCUCGCCACCUGUCUCGCACUCGAAACGCACUCCUCCUCCUCCUCCCCAGCUUAGCACGCGCUUCACGCCUGAGGAGAUGGACCGAGCACCAGAGCUGGAGGAUAAGAAGCGGUUCCUCACCAUGUUCAGACUGUCCCAUGUCACUAUACAGCAGAGGAGAGAUAAUGAAAGGGUGGCGGAGCUGCUUCAGGCCAUUAAAGAAAGGAGCGUAACCUUGGAUACCAUCAGACAUGCCCCUCAUCCGCUGUGCAAGAGUCCUCCAGCACAGAUCUCUGAUUCUGCACUUGCCCAGCCUCCCUCUGAAUCAGAAGAUCACCACAGUGUCAGACCACAUAGCCCCUCCUCACAUUGCCCAGCAUCCCCCAAUGGCCAUCCAAAACCCCUUGGGGACACAUUAAGACCAAAGGAACCCCCUUCUCCAGCUGUCUACCCAGACAAGGCCCGGGGGCCCAGUGAGGGACCGAUCUCUAAGAGGAGCUCCAGCCUGCUGAACAGCUUGCGGCCCCCACUCCCCCUGCAGGCGAAAGAGGGCCUUCACAGCGUCAAUGGACGCACCAAACCCUGGGACAGCUUCACCCCGGAGGAAUUUGCCCAGCAGUUCCACGAAUCUGUGCUUCAGUCCACUCAGAAGGCUCUGCAAAAACACAAAGGUGGAGUUACAGGAAUGCCGGAGUCGUCCCACCUCCAGGAGUCAUCUGUUCACUACAACAUUCCAGAGCUUCAGAGCGCCCCUGGCCGACCGCCGCAGCCGCAUUCACAAUCUCACUCCAACACACAUUCAUUUCCCCAUCCGCUCUCACACCCUCACCCCCAGCCCAAUGGGCAGCACUUCUCUGUACCCCAGCACCGGGAGGCCUCAGGGACGAGGGAGGACCUGUCUGGUCCAGAUGACUCUGAGGAGGAAGAGGAUGAGGAGGAAGAGGAGGCUCCUGUUUCCAAGUGGCAGGGGAUUGAAUCUAUAUUCGAAGCAUAUCAGGAAUAUGCUGAAGAGCAAAGUUUGGAGCGACAAGUGUUGCAGAGUCAGUGUCGAAGACUAGAAGCUCAGAACUACAACCUCAGUCUGACUGCUGAGCAACUGUCUCAUAACAUGGGGGAGCUGAUGUCCCAGAGACAGAAGCUGGCAGCGGAAAGGGAGAAUCUACAAGCAGAGCUGGAGCACUUCAGGAAGUGUUUGACACUGCCACAGACACACUGGCCGAGAGGCGGUCAUUACAAGGGCUACCCUCCCAGGUGACCCCAACACACCGACCUGAAGGCCCCCAGGCCCCCAGCCACCUCCCCUUUCAGACUGACACCCAGAGUUUAUUUUUCAUGGCCUGGUGCACAUGGCUCCAUGGAGGAGAAUAUGGCUGGCUAGAUAAGAAGAACGAAUGAAUGAAUGAAUGAAUGAAUGAAUGAAUGAAUGAAUGAAUGGAGUGAAUGGUUAGAUGGAUGAUGCAGGACCAUACAGUGAAGGACCGACAGUCUUUGGAUUGUGGCCAACCAGGGACUGCAACACGUGCCAAUGUAGCCAACCCCCUAAAUCAGCAGGAGUAUGGGACAGGAGUAUCUGAAGAUCAACACAAACACACACAAAUACAGAUGUGCACCUGCUUUUCACACAAUCUUCAGUCCCUGCUGCUCUAUUGUUCAGUCCCUGCAUCCCUCGCCGCCACAGCUACACAGACAAUCCUGCCAAUGAGGGAGCAGCUACCCCAGGAAGGGGGUGUCAUCAAGAGACUUGAACGCUCCAAAGGCUUCUGGCCAGUCGGGACUGAUUUUAUCACAGUGGCCACAUGAGCUUUUGAACUGGAAAUGCACUUAAGAAUAAAAGCUGAAGAACUACCUGGUGGUACUGUGUUACAACAAAGAACUGUUCAAAUUAGGGACGAACUUAGAAAAUGCACAUUUUUGGAAAGAAUUAAGGAAAUGUUUUAUUUCAAAAUAGAAAAUUUGAGAAUAAGAAUUUUAAAAGGUGCUUCAGCCUUGUAUUGUAAAUAAUAUGAAGACUUAAAAGAAUUUUGUAUGUUUUUAUUACUUUAAUCAUUGUUCUUUUAAAAGAAAAAAGCCUGCCAUUUUUAUAUGUUUAUGCUUUUUUGGGUUGGAAAAGAAAGCCUUGCUUUUAGUGUUUGUACUGCUGCUGGCCAGAACAGCUCAUUUUGAGACAUUUAACAGAGUGAGAGAGAACAGGAUACACUUCUCCUCUUACUCUCUCCUGGCACUGCGCAGCUGAGACUCAGCCACAGCCGCCUCACCUGGCAUCUGAGCUCAGCAAAGCUUACUUAGAGGUCCUGAGACAUGGCUCCUGCCCUCUCAUCCCCCUCCCUUCACAGCAACAUAUGUCUCUCUGUUAUAUAAUGCCCCUUAACAAUUCCUCUGGUCAGCUUCACUGCUACUGGCAUGAUUAGUUAGCUUGUGAUGCUCUCAUACAGAAACCAGUUGAGAUCCACAGUGACAGAAUACUUUUUUUACUUUAGUCACUUGACAUAUUUGAUUAUUUUGUAAAGACAUGAAGAGUCUUUUAAGCUGCCAGCUGAUGAAACUGGUUCUUAAUGCUUUAUCCUACCAUUGGACCUUUCAGUUCACUUUGUAUGACCUUGGACUUAAACAAUAUGACGGUUUGCAUAAUGUUACGCCUUACAGGAUCAAGCCCUUGUCAGCGGCCAUGAGAGGACAUAGUGCCAAAAUGAAUAAGGGUAGCAUUUUGGAUUCUUAAUUUUAAAUUGAGUUGCAAUUAACUAGCCAAACAUUUAAACCAGAACAGCACUCUUCCACUGCUGAAAACCCUUGACCCUACUCAUCUCCUUCCUGCAUUUACCCAUUUUAGGACCGUCGCUAUCCAAAGUUGCCAAUUUGUUAUAAAUAAGUCACACAAAAAGUAGGUUCAAUCUGGGAAUUUCCUAGUACAUAUAAAAUCAGAUUUACCUGGCCUCACGCCUGUUUACAACCUCUGCCUGACCUUCAUCCUCCUCGUCAGCUCUGCUCUGAGAUUCAGUCACGCAAGUUUUACACUGACUUUGUUCCCUGUAACUCAUGUAGCCUCAGCGUUAUGGUUGUAUGUGCGAUUGGAGACUCUAAAGGCCAUCUACGAGGUGUAUAGAUCAGUUUUGAAUUUAAGGGGUUCUAUCCUAGCUGCACAAGUUAUGGCGGUGGGAUGGUUGGUGUGAAAAGAGUGGGGGAAUUAAAAAAGAAGAAAAAUCGCAAACUUGUGCAGAAAUUUAAUUUAGAAAGACUGAAGCACAACUUAACCCCUACAUACAGUAUAUUAAUUACAAGUGCCUCAAGAAUUUGGGAGCAUGAGAAUGAGUUGCAGUCCACAUGAUGGACAUUAUACACAUCAGUGAUCAGGGACUUCACAUUCAAGCGUCUACUGUAUGUCUCACACCUUUCAAAUAUGUGCAUGUCAAAAACCGACACCAAAUUCCUUUAUCUAAAUGCAUCUCUGAGAAUCCAUUGAGUCACUAGAACUUUUUAUAAAUGAGGCCCGAGCCAUUUCAGAGGAUCAGGUGGAUGCAGAGUGUAGUCUGUCAUUUUUACAGAGCAGAAGAGAGCCAAGAGCACAGCCUAUCAGUUUAUGAGGGAGUAUGCAUGCUGAGGUAAGCUGCCAAUGACCUGGGGAGGAAGGUGCAGUUACAGUGAGCCCCUUACCCAGCCUCCCUGUGUCUCCAACGCACGCCCAUGCAAUAGCCCCAUUACUCAGUGGAGGAUGUCUAGAUGCUGUGAAAUCCUGUUUUUAAAAUGUACUUGUUUGAAUUCAUUGUAAUGUAAUAUAUUCUUUGUUGAAUGUAGUAAUUAGGUAUUUAUGAAUAUAUGGCUGUGAUUUCAGACAAAAAAGAAAAUAAAAUAUUUCAAAAAUG
Messenger RNA from Morone saxatilis (striped sea-bass), 5992 nucleotides. RefSeq names its product Gse1 coiled-coil protein (gene gse1). Lineage: Eukaryota; Metazoa; Chordata; Actinopteri; Moronidae. Bases 1 to 3390 code for a protein of 1129 amino acids. The record is from RefSeq and is a predicted model, not a curated record. The transcript has 14 exons.